ACUAUUUUUUGUAUUUUAUUAUAAUAUGUAUAAUACUUUUUUUAAUCUUUWUUGUUGUUGUUUGAUUGAUUGUAUUAAUGGGUUGUGAARAUGAGGACGAUCGUAGUUUUAUAAAUAAACAAAUKAACAAAUAGCGAAAACAUAUUUCGCCCAAUGUGGGUCAUUCGUGUAUUCUAUUGUGUUUGUUGGGAGUUAUUACGAAUUAGCACACAUGAAUCAGCAUGUUUACCUAUUUCAAGGCGACUUGAGUAAUUUUUAUCAGAUAACCAUAUUGUAUUAAUUAAAAAGUAUUCCGAGAGUAGAUUGCAAUUUGGAAGAUAUUUUCUGUAGAUGUUUACAUUUCAGUCAUUUCACUUCAAUUUCGUCAUAAACUAGAAAAUAUUAUUUCAUGUAGYGGACAAAAAUAAAUUUUUUGAUAAUGAUAUUAUCAUUCAGUACUGGAUUAUAACACGUUUACUCUAGAGUAUAUUUUUACAGAACAAUGGUGCUUGUUGAAUGAAAAAGAAAACAAAAGUAAAUUUUAAACAGCCUAUAAAUAAUUUUUUUUUUUAUUGGCAAUUGCUGAAGUAUAAAAUGCUAAUAAAUAAUAAUAGGCUGAAGCCCCUCAGUAGGUGUUGAACUGCGAAGACAGAAGACAACAUUAAUUAAACGAGAAUGCAUAAACUUUACAUGAUAUCAUUACCCAACGAACCUAAUAUCCGUCAUUAAUGGCUAUGCCAAUAGGAAUAAUAAAUUGAAUCAAGUGUGUGUAAUUAGUAGCUAGGCAGUUGUAGGCAAUAAUGGGUACCUAAUUAUUAUUAAAUUGGUAAUAGAAAACAAGCUGAAAGCAUCCGAGCUUUUAUGUUUUAUAUUUCUAUUACAGUUGGACUAUUCUUGUCCAUCACAUUGGACACUAUUGUACAACAGCAAUCAACACGGUAUCGGAAGUAAUAGGUUUUUACACCAUGUGCUGAGUUAUCGGGGGCCAACAUUAACAUUUUUGCGAGGUAAUGAAGGGGUCUUAUUUUGUAUGGGAGGUACGUCUGAAUGGCGGGAGUCACACCAGUAUUGGGGUGGAGACGACACCAUAAUUUUGCAAUUAUUACCAAAUUACAAAGUAAUCAAUCGUGGUCCAAAAUCUAUGUAUUUAAAUACAUCCAUACGUGGAUACCCAAAGGGCAUCAGAGCUGGUAAUGACCCAAGAAAACCAUCAAUUGAAGUUGAUGACUCAUUUCAACAUAUAGUACACUGUGGCAUACCAUACAAGUUAGAAAGCAUUGAAGUAUGGGGAUGUGGUUCACCAAAAAAUAGAGAAGUGCAAUUGGAUAUAAAAAAUUGGCAAAUCAAAGAGGCGGAGAAGACCAGAAAAUUAAAAAUGACAUCUAAAGAAUGGUUAGAUCACCCAGAUAGAUAUUUAUUAGAGUUAGCUGGACGUCAAACAUAUUCAACAUCCUAAACCAGUCUUAAUUAUUAUGUUCUUCACAGUCCUCGCAUAAUGUUAUUUUCGUAUGUGUAUAUAAGAUAUUUAUUUUAACUACAUUUCAACCUCGUGCUUUAAUUUCUUGACGUACUUACAGUUACAAGAGUAUUAUUUUAUCAGUAUUAACCGGAUACCAGAUAAAGUUUACUAUGAAUAAUAGAAAUUGACYAUAGUUUUCAAAUAAAACUACUAAAAUUAAUAUUAUAAUUAUUGGAAAUUUUAAAAGACCAAACUCAAACUCCUGUAUUAUCUUUUUAUAUAUAUUUUAUCAUAACAGUAUAUUGUGUCCAUAAUGGAUAAAUGAAAAAUUGUCUUCUUUAAGUAUUGGUUCUAUUUGUAGUUGAUUUAAAUACAGUUAUCUUGAGUUCGCCCCAUCUCCAAUAACUCCAGAUAAUCAAGUAAAAUGUGAGUUUUAUUUAUACAUAUCUGUUUAUUUGAAAUACAAUUUUCUUCUAAUCAACUGUUACAAUGUUAGAAUUUUAAUUUAAUAAAAUACUACAGAUAUUUUUUUUCAAGUGAUAAACCUGUGAUACAUCUUAAAGCUCAUUUGAUGAUCGUGUAAGCAAUUUUUAUUAAAUUAUUGACGAAUUUAUAAUUGCAAGUCUGAGGGAUUUUUAAUCUCRAACAUAUAUUUGAAGAGCCAUAAAAAUUAAUGAUUUUUUAAUCUGUUCUUGUGAAUUUUUUUGUGUUAAAUUUUUUCAGAAAAAGUAAGAUAAUAUGAAAGUACUCUUCAAUUUAUUUUAUUUUAGGAUGUUAAAUAAAAAUUCUGAUGUGUCUUGUAUCUAAAAUGGAGCUAUAUUUUAAAGAUGAUAUAAGAUAGUAACUUAUUAUUU
Molecule: messenger RNA, 2292 nt
Organism: Diuraphis noxia (Russian wheat aphid)
Lineage: Eukaryota; Metazoa; Arthropoda; Insecta; Hemiptera; Aphididae
Source: RefSeq, a predicted model, not a curated record